GCCCCGUGCUCUUGUUCCCAGGGGUGCUAGCGGUUCACCCGGAAGUAGAUUCUAGUGUUUUGCUAUACUGCCGGUGAAAAUUUUAACGGUACAAACUCUCCGCUUGCAGACCGGCCCGGUGAUGUUGUGGCACGAAGGGAAAUGGCUUGAAAUGUAACUACUACAGGUUGUGCAGGUGUAACGUGGUUAUGGAGACUGUGUGAGCCAUGGGCCUGUCCCUCAGGAGGAGGUUGUGUCUGCUCCUCCUGCUGUGCCUCGUAGUGGCCAUGCUGACUUUCCUCUUAAACCCUUCCACUGUGAACAAACAGAAACAAGACUCUGUCAGAAGUGUUCAGAAAAGUAUGGUUGUCAACAGCAAGAUAAAAAGAGUCACUGGUCAUAGAAGAAGAGAAAGUCUCCAUCCAAAAGAAACACCUGUCCAAAGGCCUCUUUAUACCUGGGACAACUGCACUGACUUGCUGCAGAGGAACCAAAGUGCAGUAGACCUCAGCGAGUCUAGCACAGCUCUGUCACACGUUGAUCACUUACAUGUUGCUGCUGCUAGCUGUGUUCAGUAUACUCAAUAUUGGCAGUGGGAUUCUUCAUCUGGAAUGGACACACAAGACUUUCCCAUAGCAUAUAUCAUCGUCGUGCAUAAAAAUGCUGCUCAGGUAGAACUAUUACUGCAUUCCAUCUACACUCCGUACAAUAUAUACUGCAUACAUGUGGACAAACGGUCUCCGUCCGCAUUCAGAGCUGCACUGUCGGCAAUGGCAGGCUGCUACGACAAUGUUUUUAUUUCCCAUCGCCUGGAGUCAGUUGUGUAUGGUGGCUACAGUAGACUAAAGGCAGACUUCAACUGUCUGCAAGACUUGGCUGACUCACCCGUGAAGUGGCGCUAUGUGAUCAACCUGGCCGGACAGGAUUUCCCUCUCAAGACACAGAAUGAGAUUGUUGCACAGCUGAAAGUGUUUGGUGGACAGAACGACAUUCCCGGUGUCCAGUCCUCCAGUGACAUCCAUGGUGACAGGACACGCUUUGUCCAUGAUGUAGUCACAAACGAUGGUGAGAUGUCUGUGGUACAGACAGAAAAGAGGAAAAGUCCCCCUCCCCACAACUUGACCAUUUACACUGGCAUUGCAUACUACAUCGCCAGUCAUGCCUUCAUGAGCUGGGUGCUGACAGACAAGGUAGCCAAGGAUCUGCUGGAGUGGUCGCAGGACACAUACAGCCCAGAUGAGUUCUACUGGGCCACCCUGAACAAGCUUCCAGCGGCUCCUGGAGGAUUUUCCAAGCCCACGUGGUCGUCUACAAUCCGUGCCAUCAAAUGGGUGUACUUCGAGGGCAAACAGUACCCGCCUUGUCAGGGGAAGUACGUGCGCGACGUGUGCGUCUUUGGUAUCGGAGACCUGCAGUGGCUGAUAGACUGCCAUCACCUGUUCGCCAACAAGUUUGACCUGAACUUUGACCCAGUCGUCCUGCAGUGUCUGCAGGAGUUGCUGAAGCUUAGAGGGGAACGUCCGUAUGAUACCAGGUUCACUGUCAAGGACUUUCCAAGAAAGGACAUUCCAUGGCUGCUACUGUAACAAUAGUUUUCUUUGGUGUUCUCCAACACUUGUGACUAAAUAUUCUGCUUGGUUGACGUGAACAAAACACAUGACACUGGCAAUUUAGUUUUUUUCUAGUACAUACAAGGCUCCCACAUGAAGCUAGAGGAAGGUGGUUCUGUUACAAAGUCUGGGAAAGGGUGGAGCAAUCUGAAAUUGAAAAUUGACAAUGUGAUGCAGCAGCAGCAUCAUUAGCCCACCGCUUUAUAAGGAGAGCCAUGCCAGGUAAAAUUGUACUACAUGUAGUCAUGUGGCCUGGCUGAUCAUAUUUGUUUCAAUGGAGCUGAACAGACAGGACAGAACAUGUGGCAAAGCAAUCAUUUCUAUUUUGAUACACCUGUAGAAAAACAUUGCCGUAAAAGUCCUGUAACAUUCCUCGAAUGAGAAUCCCUGAAAAAAUACUCUUGACUACUAGUAUCUGCAGGCAUUCCCAAGGAAGAAAAGAUGACUCAAGUAUAAGAAAGUGUGGAUAUUUAAUUCAAAUCAAACACCAAUUCAUAACCGCAAUUUCAUUACAUUCAUUUCAAACUAUAGAUACAGCAAAGUUUAUUUCACAUAUAUUAACCCCUCUGAAUCUCUUAUUACAGGUGAAGGUAAUUCAUACAUUUGUAUUUACAGCUGUAAUGUUAUGUGUGUUACAGGAUCAUGGAAAAUGUCAUUAUGUCCCGUCUGUCCAAAAUCUAAAACUCGAAUACAAUUCCUCAAAACAUGAAAGCUUUUAGGAAUACAGAUGCAGAAAUAUA
Molecule: messenger RNA, 2329 nt
Organism: Branchiostoma belcheri (Belcher's lancelet)
Lineage: Eukaryota; Metazoa; Chordata; Leptocardii; Amphioxiformes; Branchiostomatidae
Product: N-acetyllactosaminide beta-1,6-N-acetylglucosaminyl-transferase-like
Exons: 5
Coding region: 207-1565 (452 amino acids)
Cellular component (GO): membrane
Molecular function (GO): acetylglucosaminyltransferase activity
Source: RefSeq, a predicted model, not a curated record